Messenger RNA from Notechis scutatus (mainland tiger snake), 3705 nucleotides. The record is from RefSeq and is a predicted model, not a curated record. Lineage: Eukaryota; Metazoa; Chordata; Lepidosauria; Squamata; Elapidae.
GUCACCGCGGGCCAUCUUAUAAAGAGGGGCGUCGGCGCCGGCGGAGCGCAGUCGGUGUCUGAGGGGUUUGUGAGGAGGGGAGGAUCCGCGCGUGGCGGACUGAGGAGAAGCGAGGUGUGGUGGGGGAGAGCGAGCGAGAGAGCCCUUCGAACCGACCCGAGGAUGGAUCCCACGGGUGUAAAAGUGCUGGAAACAGCCGAGGACAUCCAGGAGAGGCGGCAGCAGGUUUUGGAUCGGUACCACCGGUUUAAGGAGCUCUCCACGUUGAGGCGCCAGAAGCUUGAAGAUUCCUACCGGUUCCAGUUCUUCCAGCGGGACGCAGACGAGCUGGAGAAAUGGAUCCAGGAGAAGCUGCAGAUCGCCUCUGAUGAAAGCUACAAAGACCCUUCGAAUCUGCAGGGAAAACUGCAAAAGCACCAAGCCUUUGAGGCUGAAGUGCAGGCCAAUUCUGGAGCCAUCGUUAAGCUGGACGAGACGGGGAACCAGAUGAUCAAUGAGGGGCAUUUUGCCGUGGAAGUCAUCCGGAGUCGACUGCAGGAGCUUCACCGGAUGUGGGAACUGCUUCUGGAGAAGAUGCGAGAGAAAGGGGCCAGGCUGUUCCAUGCCCAGAAGCUGGUGCAGUACUUACGAGAAUGCGGGGAUGUGUUGGAUUGGAUCAAUGACAAGGAGGCCAUUGUAACCUCGGAGGAGCUGGGCCAGGACCUUGAGCAUGUGGAGGUGUUGCAGAAGAAGUUUGAAGAGUUCCAGACGGACCUGGCAGCCCACGAGGAGAGGGUGAACGAAGUGAACCAGUUUGCCAGCAAGUUGAUCCAGGAACAGCACCCGGAAGAGGAGCUGAUUACGUCUAAGCAGGAUGAAGUCAACACAAGUUGGCAGCGGCUGAAAGGACUGGCUCUUCAGAGGCAGGGGAAGCUGUUCGGAGCCGCCGAGGUGCAACGAUUUAACAGAGAUGUGGAUGAAACGAUAAGCUGGAUUAAGGAGAAAGAGCAGCUGAUGGCUUCGGAUGAUUUCGGACGAGACCUUGCGAGCGUGCAGGCUUUGUUGCGUAAACAUGAGGGCUUGGAGAGAGAUCUGGCCGCUUUGGAAGACAAGGUGAAGGCUCUGGGUGCAGAGGCUGACCGGCUGCAGGAGUCUCACCCUCUCAGCGCUUCUCAGAUCCACGUGAAGCGAGAGGAGCUGAUUGCAAACUGGGAGCAGAUUCGCACCCGGGCUGCUGAGAGGCACGCACGCCUGAACGACUCGUACAGACUGCAGCGAUUCCUGGCCGAUUUUCGAGAUUUAACGAGCUGGGUGACGGAGAUGAAAGCUCUAAUUAAUGCUGACGAGCUUGCCAACGAUGUAGCGGGAGCGGAGGCCCUGCUGGAUAGACACCAGGAACAUAAGGGAGAAAUUGAUGCUCACGAAGAUAGCUUUAAAUCUGCGGACGACUCCGGCCAGACCUUGCUAGCUGCCGGACAUUAUGCAUCUGAUGAAGUGAAGGAGAAGCUGACCAUCCUCUCCGAGGAAAGAACGGCUCUGCUGGAACUCUGGGAGCUUCGCCGGCAGCAGUACGAGCAAUGCAUGGACCUCCAGCUUUUCUACCGGGACACCGAGCAGGUGGACAAUUGGAUGAGCAAACAAGAGGCCUUCUUGCUCAAUGAAGACCUUGGGGACUCUCUGGACAGCGUGGAGGCCCUGCUGAAGAAGCAUGAAGAUUUUGAGAAGUCACUUAGUGCCCAAGAAGAGAAAAUCACCGCUCUGGAUGAAUUUGCAACCAAACUGAUUCAGAAUAACCAUUACGCCAAGGAAGACGUGGCUACCCGCAGAGACGCUCUGCUGAGCCGUCGCAACACCUUGCACGAACGGGCCAUGCUGCGUCGAACGCAGCUGGCCGACUCCUUCCAUCUGCAGCAGUUUUUCAGAGACUCGGACGAGCUGAAAAGCUGGGUCAAUGAAAAGAUGAAAACCGCAACGGAUGAGGCUUACAAGGACCCAUCCAACCUACAAGGGAAGGUCCAGAAGCACCAGGCGUUCGAAGCCGAGCUCUCGGCCAAUCAGAGCCGCAUCGAUGCCCUCGAGAAAGCCGGCCAGAACCUGAUGGACGUCAAGCAUUACGCCUCGGACGAAGUGGCCAUUCGCAUGAACGAAGUCAUCAGCUUGUGGAAGAAGCUGCUGGAAGCUACUGAGCUGAAAGGGAUCAAGCUGUGCGAAGCCAAUCAGCAGCAGCAAUUCAACCGCAAUGUGGAAGACAUUGAGCUGUGGCUGUACGAAGUGGAAGGCCACCUGGCUUCUGACGACUACGGCAAAGACCUCACCAAUGUUCAGAAUCUACAGAAGAAACACGCCCUGCUGGAGGCAGAUGUAGCUGCCCACCAGGACCGCAUCGAUGGCAUCACCAUCCAGGCACGCCAGUUUCAAGAGGCCGGGCACUUUGACGCGGACAACAUCAAGAAGAAGCAGGAAGCUCUGGUGGCCCGCUACGAAGCCCUGAAGGAGCCGAUGGUGGCCCGCAAGCAGAAACUGGCGGACUCCCUCCGCCUCCAGCAGCUCUUCCGCGAUGUCGAAGACGAAGAAACAUGGAUCAGAGAGAAGGAGCCGAUCGCAGCGUCGACCAACCGAGGCAAAGACCUCAUUGGGGUCCAGAACCUGCUAAAAAAGCACCAAGCUUUGCAAGCGGAAAUUGCUGGCCAUGAGCCCCGCAUUAAAGCCGUCACCCAGAAAGGAAAUUCCAUGAUCGACGAAGGGCAUUUCGCCGCGGAAGACGUGAAAGCCAAGCUGAACGACCUCAACCAGAAGUGGGAAACCUUGAAAGGGAAGGCCUCUCAGCGCCGGCAAGAUUUGGAAGACUCUCUGCAGGCGCAGCAGUACUUCGCCGACGCCAACGAGGCUGAGUCUUGGAUGAGGGAGAAGGAGCCCAUUGUGGGCAGCACGGACUACGGAAAGGACGAGGACUCCGCUGAGGCUCUUCUCAAGAAACACGAAGCUCUGAUGUCCGAUCUCUCCGCCUACGGCAGUAGCAUUCAAGCACUGAAGGAGCAGGCCCAGGCCUGUCGGCAACAAGUGGCUCCUACCGAUGACGAAACGGGCAAAGAGCUGGUCUUGGCCCUCUACGACUACCAGGAGAAGAGUCCCCGCGAGGUCACGAUGAAGAAGGGGGACAUUCUGACUCUCUUGAACAGCACCAACAAGGAUUGGUGGAAAGUGGAAGUGAACGACCGCCAGGGUUUUGUUCCCGCCGCUUACGUGAAGAAGCUGGACCCGGCCCAGUCCACCUCCCGCGAGAACCUCUUAGACGAACAGGGCAGCAUCGCUUUACGCCAAGAGCAGAUCGACCACCAGACUUUCCUUACUAAGGAGAUCGGCAGUGUAUCUCUGCGUAUGAAACAGGUGGAAGAACUGUACCACUCCCUCCUGGAGCUGGGAGAGAAACGCAAAGACAUGCUGGAGAAAAGCUGCAAGAAAUUCAUGCUCUUCCGGGAGACCAAUGAGCUGCAGCAGUGGAUACACGAGAAGGAGGCCACCCUGGCCAACGAGGAAGUGGGGGCCGACCUCGAGCAGGUGGAGGUGCUGCAGAAGAAGUUUGAUGACUUCCAGAAGGAUCUGAAAGCAAAUGAGUCCCGUCUGAAGGACAUCAACAAGGUGGCCAAGGACUUGGAGUCGGAAGGUCUCAUGGCUGAUGAAGUACAAGCAGUGCAACAGCAGGAAGUCUAUGGAAUGAUGCCACGG